Molecule: messenger RNA, 388 nt
Organism: Entrophospora candida
Lineage: Eukaryota; Fungi; Glomeromycota; Glomeromycetes; Entrophosporales; Entrophosporaceae
Source: the annotation of a GenBank genome assembly
GUUACCGAUACUAAAGUUACUACAAGUAGUUCCACCGUAACACAAUCAUAUGAUAAAAAAGGAGAAAAGAAACAUGAAGAAGAACAUGAGGGUAUUGUUAGUGGAGUAACAUCAACCAUCGGGUCAGCAACAUCAACAAUUGGAUCAACAUUUAGCGGAUUCUUUGGUAAACAUGACACUAAAAAAGUCGAAACCACACAAACCAUCAUCUCCAAACAAACCAGUGAAGGCUCAUUCCACAUUUCCGACACACUUUCCGAAAUUCUUGACAUUUCUUCCGAUACAAAAUCCCAAUCAUUCACAUCUACCAUUCAAACAUAUGCUGUCAGUGAACGUCUCAAGAAAACCACUACACAUUAUACUUGGUGGACAACUGCAAUUACCAUCA